Molecule: messenger RNA, 1106 nt
Organism: Caenorhabditis elegans
Lineage: Eukaryota; Metazoa; Nematoda; Chromadorea; Rhabditida; Rhabditidae
Gene: hrg-9
Product: Transport and Golgi organization protein 2 homolog
Exons: 5
Coding region: 24-854 (276 amino acids)
Source: RefSeq, marked reviewed
UCUCUUUGUGUCUCUCGUACAAAAUGUGUAUAACAUUUAUCAAAACUGCAAAAUCUUCACUUGACAAAUACAAGCUUAUUCUUUUAAAUAAUCGAGAUGAGCAACUUCUUCGGCCAACAAAGGAAAUGCAUUGGCAUGAUGGAAUAUUGAGUGGCGUUGAUAAACAAGAAAAUGCACGUGGAACAUGGUUAGGACUGAAUGAGAAUGGAAGAAUUGGAAUGAUGCUUUCAAUUACACAAACUCAAGAGUCAAAGAACUUACAUGCACCAAGUAGAGGAGGAAUAGUGAACGAGUUUUUGAAUGCUAAUGAUACUUCGAAAAUGAUAGAGUCAUUGAAGAAAUGUGCAUCAAAAUACAAUGGUUUUCAAUUAGUUGCAGUUGAAAAAAACUCCACCGGUUUGUAUGAAGUUCGAACGUUGGCCAAUCAACAAGUGGACGAAAUUGAAGUUUGUCAACUGAAGGAUGAGUACCAUGUCGUCUCAAAUAGUCCACCUACAAAACCGUAUCAAAAGGCAGUCCAAGGCAAAAAACUUCUGAGAGAACACCUUGAAAAUAGUGACCAAUUCAGUGUUGAUCAAAUUUUUGAGAAGUUACUUUCGAUUGCAAAAAAUACGACACAAUGGUAUCCAGAUGCUCAGCUACAGUAUCAAACACAGAAUGUAGAAGAGUACAAUCGUCCACUCUCUGCGAUAUUUAUUAAAUAUCCAGAGGGAACAAGAAUGUAUGGGACCCGCUGCCAUACACUAAUCACAGUAGAUCAAAAAGAUAAGAUUAACAUUUUGGAACGACGACUUCUCCCUGAACAAUCUACUUGGCACGAUGCCAGAUUUGAAUUCGUCCUUAAUGGAAGUUGAUAUCUUUUAUUCCUAUUUCUCACCCUAUAUUAUGUCAGUGUUUCCGUUCAUCUUAUUUAAACUGGAAAGUCCAGUUUGUUGUCUUCUGCCAUUCCGCCGUUCCUUUCUGCAUUUGUCCUUUCAUCACUUAUCACUCUUAUUUUAGUGUUUGCCAAUCCAUUUUCGCGCAAUAAAAAUGAUUUCCCUGAAUUGACUUAAACGGUUUUGCCCUUUUACCGCCUUUUUCCUCCUCAAACUAUCCGCGCCAAAUAC